CAGGGGCGCCCCGAGGCAGUUGGUGAGCUUCGGGGCCGGGCCCGCCAAGCUGCCGCGCUCGGUGUUGUUAGAGGUACAAAAAGAGUUAUUAGACUACAGAGGAGUUGGCAUUAGUGUUCUUGAAAUGAGUCACAGGUCAUCAGAUUUCGCAAAGGUUAUUAACAACACAGAGAAUCUUGUGCGAGAAUUGUUAGCCGUUCCAGAUAACUACAAGGUGAUCUUUGUGCAAGGCGGUGGGUGCGGCCAAUUCAGUGCUGUUCCCUUAAACCUGAUUGGCCUGAAAGCAGGAAGGUGUGCGGACUAUGUGGUGACAGGAGGUUGGUCAGCGAAGGCCGCCGAAGAAGCCAAGAAGUUUGGGACUGUGAAUAUUGUCCACCCUAAACUUGGGAGUUACACGAAAAUUCCAGAUCCAAGCACCUGGAACCUCAACCCGGACGCCUCCUACGUGUAUUAUUGUGCAAAUGAGACCGUGCAUGGUGUGGAGUUUGAUUUCAUACCUGACGUCAAGGGAGCAGUACUGGUUUGUGACAUGUCCUCAAACUUUCUAUCCAAGCCAGUGGAUGUUUCCAAGUUUGGUGUGAUCUUCGCUGGUGCCCAGAAGAACAUAGGCCCUGCUGGGGUCACCGUGGUCAUCAUCCGUGAUGACCUGCUGGGAUUCGCCCUCAGAGAGUGUCCCUCAAUCCUGGAGUACAAGGUGCAGGCCGGAAACAACUCCUUGUACAACACGCCUCCAUGUUUCAGCAUCUAUGUCAUGGGCUUGGUCCUGGAGUGGAUUAAGAACAACGGCGGGGCAGCAGCCAUGGAGAAGCUGAACUCCAUCAAAUCCCAAAUGAUUUAUGACAUCAUUGAUAAUUCUCAGGGAUUCUACAUAUGUCCAGUGGAACCCCAAAAUAGAAGCAAGAUGAAUAUUCCAUUCUGCAUUGGCAAUGCCAAAGGAGAUGAUGCAUUAGAAAAAAGAUUUCUCGAUAAAGCUCUUGAACUCAAUAUGAUCUCCUUGAAAGGGCAUAGGUCUGUGGGAGGCAUCCGGGCCUCUCUGUAUAAUGCCGUCACGAUUGAAGAUGUUCAGAAGCUGGCUGCCUUCAUGAAGAAGUUUUUGGAGAUGCAUCAGCUAUGAGCAUGUCCUAACCAGUACAUCUUCUGCCCUUGAACAACACACAAAAUUUAAAGUUACUUGAGAAUGGCUGCAAAAACUUAACACACAUGGUAUUUUUCUCAAAUGAAUAUGCUUAUUACAGAUUCUUCUUUGUUCAAACAGAACAACGGCAAAACCUCCACAGCUCUGCAAAGGUGGUGGGACCUAAUGGCUGCCUGAAUUCUGACUUGAACUGUGGAAGCAUUCUUUAAACCUUCCUGUUGCUUUUCUAAUGAAUUCUAGCUUAUUUUGUCUGCUGCUACUUUUUCUAGCUAAAUCUCAAGUGUUCUAACUUGCCUGUGGACUUCACUAUGCGAGUCGCGACUACUUUUUCUGGAGUCGCACAAACACACAGUGUGGAGGGUCUAUGGGGCCUUCUAGGUGCUGAUCUAGAUCUUAGAUUCCAGACAGCACUGGGGUCUCCUGGCUUCUGCAACUGGUGAUGAAGGUCAAUACUGACCAUUGGGAGAGCGUUUAGGAGUUCCAGGCCAAAGGGCAAACGGUAGAUCUUUAUACUGUUCUCAUAAAGAGAUAAAGCAACAUGCUAGAUAUAUGUUUAUAUAGCAAGUUCUAUUUUUACUACUAUAUAGUUUAUAUCUCUAUGCAUUCAUAUUUCUACUAAUACACUUCUCAGUGGUAAUAUGUAGAGACUUAGAAUUUGUUAAAUCCUUGAAACUGUGCAUCAUACACCAUGAUAACAUGGUGUGUCCCCUCUCCAGUUGUGUCCCCUCUCCAGUCCUCCCCUCCCCUCUUUUAAGCUACUUCAUGAAUAAGAUCUAGAAGUUUCAUGGUUCACUUUUACUCUCUUUUCAGUAGGUAGCAGAGAAGAUUGAUUUGUUCUUUGUUUCUGAAUUAUGCCGCGCAACUAAAAAUCUGUUAAACUCCCUUAUCCUUUGUUCUCUUGACUGUUUUCUUUAUAGUGUUUGACCAGAGUGAUACUGUGAGUUCCAGAAGGUCUUUGUUGGAGUUUUUCCUCCUACUGUUUAUCUGUGGUCAGUGUUUUCUGUUGAAUAUGUGAAGAACAUUAAAGUCCUAAAACAUCUAA
Molecule: messenger RNA, 2177 nt
Organism: Galeopterus variegatus (Sunda flying lemur)
Lineage: Eukaryota; Metazoa; Chordata; Mammalia; Dermoptera; Cynocephalidae
Gene: PSAT1
Product: phosphoserine aminotransferase 1
Exons: 10
Coding region: 125-1114 (329 amino acids)
Biological process (GO): L-serine biosynthetic process
Cellular component (GO): cytoplasm
Molecular function (GO): pyridoxal phosphate binding; O-phospho-L-serine:2-oxoglutarate transaminase activity
Source: RefSeq, a predicted model, not a curated record